Messenger RNA from Caenorhabditis bovis, 3411 nucleotides. NCBI's taxonomy places the organism in Eukaryota, Metazoa, Nematoda, Chromadorea, Rhabditida, Rhabditidae. The record is from the annotation of a GenBank genome assembly.
AUGGUGUUGCGACGAACACCAAUGGCGGUGACGUUUCCGGUCUACGCGCUGCUAUUCUUACUCUACCUGUCUGACCGCUACUACACAUGCACCGCCGAGAACAUCGAGCUCAAGGAUUACAAGUUUGGCAAUCAGUUCAGUCUGCAGAUCACAAAUAAUAAGCGGAGGAGCUUAACUCAGAUGCCCCCAACUGAACAAUAUGUCAACCAGAGUUCACCAGUCGCCCUACAAGGUCAACAACACAAAUUACAUUGCUUCUUUUCCGGAUAUCCUGCUCCAAAACCGAGAUGGUUUCAUAACGGAAAAGAAAUCAGCGAAGAUAAUGAUGCGAACGGAUUCCGUUUCGAAUCAUACGGAAAAACGCUGGUUUUCAAUGUGACACAGGAUAAAGCUGGAAAGUAUGAUUGCCGAUUUGCGACACAAAAUGAUAUUGAUCGAACGUUCAAUGUUGUUGUCGAAGCUGCUCCUUAUUGGCCCGAUGGUCCACCACCGAACACGAACACUAGUGAGGGAGAGACUGUGACAUUCGACUGUACAACUUACGGAAAACCGACGCCUCGCGUCACCUUCUACAAAAAUGGAGUUGAGAUGAAAAACGACAAAGAUGAAUGGUUGAUCGAAGGCACGAAACUCACGAUUUACGACGUGAAAAAAGGCAUUCAUGGACGUGGAGACAACGCUGUCUAUCAAUGCAAAUCGGAGAACAAACAUGGGUAUUUAUGGGCCAAUUUCUAUUUGAAUUUGUUGGCAUUCAAGCCGCAGCUUCUUGUCGAGCCAGGAAUGGACGAGGUCGAGGCAGUUGCUGGUAAAAAGGUAACACUCGAAUGCAAGUUUUUCGCAAGUCCCAAUGCCGCCGUCACCUGGGAAUCACCGAUUCUUGCCGGAUUACCACACACACAAGUUCCAGCGAAUCACUACGGAGUUGGAAAACUUGUGAUUGAUAAUGUGAAACCCGAAGCUGAAGGCGAAUACACUUGUGUCGGAACCAACAAAUAUGGACAGGCUACUGGGCUUAUCAAACUUCUCAUCAGAAAACCGACAAUCAUUGAACCAUUCGCGAGGUCGGAAGAAAUCCGAAUGGCCGGUGAGGAAAUGCGAUUGCCUUGUGAUGCGACCGCUGAUGAUCAACUCGAGGUGAAAUACGAAUGGUUGGUUGAUGGAAAACCAUUGCCGGAAGACAAUAUCGCGUCUGGGCAUUACAAGAUUGAUGACGAUCAUUCGCUUGUAAUUUCCAAUCCGACACAAUACGAUAGUGCCAAAUACAAAUGCGUUGUUAGCACGAAGCUCGACAAGGUUGAGAAGGAAGUCAAGAUCCAAAUCAAAGAUGUUCCUGUUCCGGUCAACUCUGCCUAUGUGAGCAAAUGUGAUCCAAACUCGCUUUCUGCUGAAAUCUCUUUUGAACACAUGGAAGCUGCGAACAUUAUCUCGCCGGUUAAAGAAUUCUGGGUGCAAUAUCAAAUCGAUUCGGAGACGGAAGGAGCUCAAUGGCGCACUCACCCGGGUGCGGUCGAUGCUCACCCGAAUGAUCAAAUCGAAGGAGAGUUUAGAACGGUCCGAGGAAAGACAACGGUUGCGUUACAACCAUUUGGAAAGUACGUUUUUCGUGUUAUUGCUCGAAAUGCCGUUGGAGACAGUGCUGCGACGAAUGCUAAAGAUCAAUGCAACACUCCGGCGAAACAACCCGACAGUAAUCCGACAAAUGUUGCCGCAAAAGGAACAAGCCCUGAAAAUCUGAUUGUUGAAUGGCAGCCAAUGCCAAGAGAGCAAUGGAAUGGCGCCGAUUUCCACUACGUCGUCAAAUAUCGUCCGAAAGAAGACGGCCAAGGAGUUGGAGAGUGGAAAGAGGUUCAAGUCGCAGAUCCGUUCGCUGAUCGUGUUACAGUGAAUCUCGAUGACGAUAAAGAUGUGAAGCCAUUCCAGCCAUACGAAGUUCAGGUUUGGGCGGUUAACAGCGAAGGGAAAGCGAACACGGUACCGGAAACUGCGGAAGGACGUACAGGAGAAGGAGUACCGAGCAGUGUGCCAUCAGGAUUGCGAGUUCUUGAGAAAUCUGGGACUACAGUGACUCUCGCUUGGAAUCCGAUUGAUCCGGCUACGGCUAACGGCAACUUCACUGGAUACAAAAUCACAUAUUGGGUGGAGAACGAAGAAGAUGAGGCAGAGGAGGAAGCCGAUGCUGAAGAAGAGAUUCAACGUUUCCGAUUCAAGCACCAAGUUCGCAGACGCCGGUCGCCUGGAGAAAGAAAGACUGCCAUUUUUGGGCCAAAUGCGAGUCAAGGAACCAUCACCGAACUCAGGCCGGCAACUCUUAACCGCGCCUUCAUUCAAGUGACAAAUGGAGCCCACGAAGGAGCGCCUAGUGAGACGAUUGAAUUUGAAACUGACGAAGGAGUUCCAUCACCAGUUCGAGCUCUUCGCGCCUAUCCGAUGAAUUCGAAGACGCCAAACGAGAAAGGAGUUGUUGUUUUGGUUUGGAAGAAGCCACGACAAGCAAACGGAAAGCUAACGAGAUAUGAGGUUGAAUAUUGUAAACUUCAAAACGGAAAAGUUGUCGAGAAAACGUGCCCGCGCAAACAAAUUGAAGCCGAUGCCAAAGAAAUUCGUAUAACUGGACUGGAAAAUGAGACCCCCUACCGUUUUGUGUUGCGCGCACAAACAUCGGCCGGAGAAGGAGAUCCGAACUCGUCUGAUGCGACCACGUUGCCUGAAGUUACCGCAGCUGGAGUUGAUCCUGGAGUGCCGACUAUCGUAGAUCAAGAGAUUGGCGAUAAACACUUUAAUGUGUCUUUCCGUCCCGCCGAGUAUGAUGAGGAGACUCGUGGUCCAGUUGGAAACACAUUUGAAGUUGAAUACAAGGAGAAGAAUUCGGAUGAGUGGAAAACUGUCAAAGCUAAAGACGACGGAAGCUUGAUGGUCCACGUUGAUGAGCUCACGCCAGGAACGAGAUAUGACGUUCGUGUUGCGGCUCUUCAGAAAGAUCCGAGUGGUGAUGAGGUCGGAAAGACGUACUCGAGCAUCAAUCACAUCACGACGAAGGGCACUUCGCCGAGAAGCAUCCGAUUCUGGCUUUUGAUUCUGAUUUUGUUGAUCAUCCUUCUCCUUCUUCUCAUUUGCUGCAUAAUUUGUGUCGCAUUGAGACAUCGCGGUGAGAACUAUCCGGUAUCGCAGAGAGAACGCGAACAAGGCAGAGAGCCGAUCUUAGGACGAGGAAGCGAUAAACACGAUGACGAUGAAAAACGGUCGUUGACUGGAUCAAAGGCCGAAUCUGAGACUGACAGCAUGGCCCAGUAUGGUGAUACUGAUGCGGGUGUUUUCACCGAAGACGGCUCAUUCAUCGGCCAAUAUGUACCGCAGAAGAGCCUGAUGCCUGCUGAAAGACCUGAAAAGGGCUCAACAUCAACAUUUGUCUAG